This is a messenger RNA of Lampris incognitus (smalleye Pacific opah), 4941 nucleotides long. RefSeq names its product CD109 antigen-like. The transcript is spliced from 33 exons. NCBI's taxonomy places the organism in Eukaryota, Metazoa, Chordata, Actinopteri, Lampriformes, Lampridae. The record is from RefSeq and is a predicted model, not a curated record. Bases 1 to 4941 code for a protein of 1646 amino acids. Gene Ontology annotation, cellular component: extracellular region. Gene Ontology annotation, molecular function: endopeptidase inhibitor activity.
AUGAGACCAUUAUAUCUAAUCUCAGGUCCAGAGGUGCUGCAUGCUGAGACCCCGACUCUUCUGGCUGUCUCCAUCCUUAGUGACUUCCCUGUAAGGGUGAAAGCCCAAGUGACCCAUGGGAAAUCCAACAUAACCCUGGUGGAGGACACCUUCCCAGGAGGUGAUGCUGGAAUCUUUUCUACUUAUAUGUUUGAGAUAUCUGGAAGCUAUAUGACAGAGUUAUCCUUCGUCACCUUGGUGGUGAAGGGCUACCAGGGAGACAAGCUUCUUUUCGCCAAUACCACCACCCUAGGUGUCAAUCCCACAACGAUAGACGCCUUCAUCCAGACUGAUAAAUCACGUUACCGACCCACAGAGACCGUCAGAAUCAGAGUGGUGUCUGUCCAGCCGGACAAUCAUCCAUACAAAGGCAGGGUGGAGAUCACUGUUCGGGACCCCAAGAGGAAAGCUGUGCAAAGCUGGGUUACCAUGGGCAGUUAUCUGGGAAUUGUGUCUAAAGAAUUCACAUUGUCCCAGAGACCUCCCCUUGGACAGUGGGUGAUCACAACUACGGUGAAUGGCCAGGCUGAUGAGAAAGCCUUCAUCGUGGAACACUAUGAAUUGCCCCGUUUCGAAGUACACAUCAACAGUGCCCCAGAGGUCCUAGCUGGAGAUGACGUCUCAGGAACCGUCAGAGCUCAGCACCACAGUGGCAAGCCAGUACAGGGGACACUAUCUGUCUCAGUAACUUUAGUGGCAUCUUUGUAUAACGGAGGCAAACCCUUCAACCUUAAUCAAACCAAAGAGAUCUAUGGGUCAGCGCAGUUCUUCUUCAGUAAAGAUAAUCUUUUAGCCCUACACAAAUACGGUUCAGUAAGAAAACACAUGGCUGAUGACAGUAGUGUUGUCAUGACCAUCACUGCCAGCGUUACUGAGGUCUUGACAGGAUUUAAAGUAAACAGAAGAGUUGAAGUUCAGGUUAUGGAGAACACUUUCCAGCUUACUUUCUUCAAUUUUCCACAAGUUCUGAAGCCAUCUUUACGCUUCUCUACAAAACUUAGAAUAUCUCGGUAUGACAGAAGACCACUGAGCACAUUGGAUUUAAGGAGCUCUGUAUCAGUUGAAGUGACUCAGAAAACACAAAAAACGGAUGCAGAACCUACAACUAAGAAGCUUCCAGUGCCUGAGGACGGGAUAGUCCACAUCGGGUUCACAUUACAGGACACAGUAGAGAUGCUUUUCAUCAAAGCCACAUUCAAGUCUGCCGAAGAGUUUUUGAGGCUCUACAACAACUACUCCUCUCCUAGUGGAUCAUAUAUCCAGAUCCAGAAAAUCAGCCCUCUCCCUGCACAGAUUGGACAGCCUCUUCAAAUAGAUGUGGAGAGUUCUUUUCAACCCAGCGAGCUUCACUAUGUGGUCAGCUCCAGAGGACAAGUGGUGGCUGCUGGGACAAAGACUUCCUCUUCCUCCUUUUCUUUGACCCCAACAAUGUCCUGGACCCCUGAGGCCCACGUCACAGUCUUCUCUGUUCUUGCCGAUGGAGAGGUCACCGAUGAUGCAGCACUCGUACCCAUGCAUGAACAAAACUAUGUUUUCUUGAACUGGAGCAGUGACAAGGUUAGACCAGGGGAGCAGGUAUCUCUUAAUGUCACCGUCCGCGAACCCGGAUCCCAGGUGGGAAUCCUGGUAGUAGAGGGGGGUGUUGAUGACCCCGUGGACAACCAGGACCUCCAAGAGGAGAAGGAAUCCAAUAUUAUGGUGAUGACCGAUGCCAAGCUACAUAAGAACCAACAGCCUGAUGAACCUGAAAUAGGUAAUUCAAAGCGAGGUUUCACACAGCGAGAGAAAAACUGGGGGAUGGAUGUGGACUGUACUGCUACCUGGCUGUGGCUGGACACUAAUGUUAGUGAUUCUACUUGGACCACUCUGCAAGUUACAGUACCAGACAGCAUCACUACUUUGAGAGCUGUAGCACUGGUGAUGUCAGAAAAACUGGGUUUUGGUCUCACAACUGUACCACAGAGGCUGACUGUAUCGCGUGAUUUCUCGCUGUCUAUGGACGUGCCAUCAUACCUCAUCCGUGGAGAAGAGCUCGUCCUGGAGGUGAACAUUUUCAACCACCUUCGGGCUGCCAUGGAGGUCAUACUGUUGGUAGCGCAGAACGAGGCCUACGAGUUUGUUCUGGCAAAGGAAAGGGAUAUCUCUGUGGUGAACGCACGGAAAAUCACUGUAGGAAGUCAGGGUGCUGCCUCGGCCCUCUUUCCCAUAAGGCUCCUGGCUUUGGGCAAGGUGGAAAUAUCUGUGGAUGCCAUAUCUGCUGAGGUCUCAGAGAACCUCAUACGAACUGUGCUUGUGAAGCCUGAAGGAGUUGAACAGACCUUCUCAAAGACUCUGUUCCUGGAGCUGGCACCGAUGAGGCGCAACAAUUCCAGAACCGUCUCCUUCUCCUUUCCACCAGAUGUGGUACCGGGCAGCCAGAGGGCCCAUGUGGCGGUGGUUGGUGACAUUCUGGCCUUUUCUAUUGGCAACUUGGAUUCGCUGGUUCAGAUACCUCAUAGUUGUGGGGAACAGAACAUGAUCCAUUUUGCACCAAGUAUCUACAUUCUCCAGUACCUGGACAAGACCCCCGAAAACAACGAGGAGCUCAGGACCAGGACACUGGGCUACAUGAUAGAAGCUUAUCAGAGGGAACUGUCCUACCAACGAGAUGAUGGCUCCUUCAGCGCUUUUGGUUCUAGCGACUCUUCUGGCAGCACAUGGCUAACAGCAUUUGUCGUGAGGUGCCUCCUCCAGGCCCAGUCCUUCAUAGAGGUGGAGCACAGCGUCCUCUCCAGGGCCAUAGGCUGGCUCUGGAGCAACCAAGGUCCCCAGGGAGAGUUUACCGAGGUGGGCAGGGUCAUCCACUCGGAGCUGGCAGGAACCCUGAAUGAAGGCCCAGUGACGAUCACCGCCUUUGUACUGCUGGCACUGUUAGAGGAGCAGACCUACGGGGACCUCUACCCAACCAAUGUGUCCCUGGCCAGAAGGUACCUGGAGAGCAGCGUGUUUGGCGGAGUGGUCAGUAACUACACUUUGUGUCUGGCGGCCUACGCCCUGGCUCUGGCUAACAGCCCUGUCGCCGGCACUGCCCUGGCAGAGCUCAGCAGAAGAGCCGAUAACGAAGAUGGAGUCUUGAUGUGGAGGUCCUCUGACGUUCUGGACCCAGAUGAGUGGCAGCCGCCCUCGGUGCAGAUAGAGAUGGCCUCUUAUGUGCUGCUGGCUCUGUACAGGCGUGGUAAUGUGGUGGAGGGCAUUCCCCUCAUGAAGUGGCUGAGCAAGCAGAGGAACCAUCUUGGGGGCUAUGGGACCACACAGGACACGGUGGUGGCCCUGCAGGCCUUGGCUUGCUAUGCUGCCUUCAGCGGAGCCGAUACCAUCGACCUCCGACUCAAGCUGUCCAUGUUAGCAUCGAAUUCUGUAUCCCACUUCAGCAUCAACUCCAGCACCUACCUAACGUAUCAGGGCCAGGAGGUUGACGCGGAAAAGGACCUGCUCAUAGACGUGUACAUGGAAGGGAGAGGAUUCGCCUUACUUCAGAUGAAUGUCUUCUAUAACUUGGGGGGCGGAGCGCCUUCACAGAGACUCCAUCAUGCUGCAGACCACGAGGCUUUCUCUUUAAGUCUCCAUGUCCUUCAUGAUGAGCGAGACCACAAUCACAUGCUGCUGUCUAUAUGCACUCGAUUACUGGACAAUCAAGGGCUAUCUCAAACAGGUAUGGCCAUGUUGGAUGUGGGCAUGCUCAGUGGUUUCGUUCUUGCUCCUGAGGCUGCCCCAAUGGACCUCAUCAGAAAGGUGGAGGCAUCCCCUGGAAAAGUUAGCCUGUACCUAGAUUCAGUUACCACGUCGGAGGUGUGCGUCAAACUCCCGCUGAUCAGAAAUUUCAAAGUGGCCCAUGUGAGAGAUGCUGUGGUGCAGAUAUAUGACUACUAUGAGCCUAGACGAAGAGCGGUAAGGACAUACAACUCAGAUAUGCUGCGCAGCAUGAACUCCUGUACCUUCUGCGGAAGAGAAUGUAAGCGAUGUGGGGCAGGGAUCGCCAUCUCCGUUUCCUCCACGUUCAACUUUAUGACUGAAACCAUGAUCGACAUUGUUGCUCACGUAGAUGACAACCAUGUACUAUUACCCUUUACACGCGAGUUCUCCACUUGCGCACGCCGCACUCGGACCUGCAGAGGAGUUGCAGCUAUCGCCCACAAACUGACUAUGGCAACGCCGAGAAGUAAAUUCGACGAAGAGCUUCGCCAGAUUGAAGACAUGCUUGAGCGUCUCGAAGUAGAACUUCUCCGGGAGAAGAACGACGCCACUCGGAAGAAGAUGACCCGCGGAGGAGGGGCCGAUGGAGGCCGCGCGCCCCGCGGCUCGGAGUUUGCGACCGACGCUGGGAGGUCGCGGUCCACCCUGAUUUCAUCGCCGGCCGCCGCCCAUCCGCUUCCGACCGCCGCCAUUAUAUCACCGGUCACCGUCACCACCUCGCUAACCAACGCCACUACAACCCCAGCACCCCCUGCUAAUGCCAUGCUGCCGUCACCAAGGAUCUUCAAGCUCCCACCGUAUGCUGGCAUCACGGCCCUGGAGCCUUACCUAGCACAAGUAAAACAAGCAGCAAUGUACCACCGUUGGAGCACCCGAGACACUGCGGUCCACGUUGCCCUGGCACUCGAAGGGAAUGCGCUGCAGGUGGAGCUGGCACCAGUAGCCAGACCCACGACGGCCUUCGCCAUCGGCCAGGGACUCUGGCAGUUUCGUGUGAUGCCCUUUGGUCUCUGCAACGCCCCCGCCACAUUCGAGAGACUAAUGGAGAGGGUGCUGGCUCACAUCCCCCGCAACCGAAGGAACCAGAUCACAAGCCUCAGGGAAAACAGUCUUCCUCAAGUCGGCCUAAUUAAAGUGGAAUCCUUCACUGCCAACACACCCACCAGCUAA